This is a messenger RNA of Pistacia vera, 1026 nucleotides long. RefSeq lists its product as uncharacterized. The transcript is spliced from 7 exons. The record is from RefSeq and is a predicted model, not a curated record. The coding region runs from base 490 to 1002 and encodes 170 amino acids. Lineage: Eukaryota; Viridiplantae; Streptophyta; Magnoliopsida; Sapindales; Anacardiaceae.
ACAUAGGACACAGCGAACAGUUAAGCCCGACCCGUCUAAUUACCCAACAUCAAUUCUGGUGAGUGGUGAAGUACUUAGCUAAAGCACUCUCAGAGAUUCGCUUUCCUAUUUUCCUUCCAUGAAUACCUGUAAGUGAUGAAAUUGGUGAUUUCUAUUUCAUAAAUUUGCAUCAAAUUGAAGUUGAGUUCAAAAAGUGAAAGAUCAGUUACAGUUAGCUCUAAUGGGUGCCUCGGAAUCAACACUCUCUAGCUCACGGCCACCGGUAACUCUUCAAGUGUAUUUAGAUCAGUUGAUCAAAUCACCACCGUCUCCAAAAGAUCAGAAAGCGUCGAUCCCAUUUUAGAGAAACUCAAAGCCCUCAAAAUUACAACGCCGAUACUGACAUCACCGCCAACGGAGGGUAGCUUGACUGACAUUUUAGUGAGAAAACCAUCUUCUUCUUCAACUUCAGGUACUGUGAAUCCUAAGGUGUUGUUGGAGCUUUUCUCAAUGUAUCGUGAUUGGCAGGAGGAGAAGGCACAACAAAUUAGCAAGAGACAGGAAGAGGUGGAAAACAAGAUAGAGGUUGCAGAUGCUUUGACAAUCAAACUUCUUCAACGAUUUAGUCAUUCAGUGUCGGCAAUGAAGACAACUUCACAGCAUUUAUCAGUAGUUCAUUCAUUGCAAGUGGAACUUGGGGAGCUUAAAGGAAGGUUGACUGAGGUUAUUAGUAAUUGUGAUGCACUUUGCAAGAGAAUCGCGGCCGAGGGACCAGAUUCACUUCAGGCAUCUAUCAAGCCGUUUGUAUUCUCUUCUGAAUCAGAGUUAAUCUUCACAUUUCACUUGAACAUAAACAUAUCACUUAUGAUUAAAAAAAUCAUUGAAGAAUUAGGGAAAGAAAAGAAUAAUAAAGAAAAUAAAACCAGAUCUACUUUAAAAGAUAAAACUGUAACAACCAAUAACUGUAAGUCCUUUUCAGGAUAUUAUUCAUUAGUGUCCCAGUGUAUACAGGGAUGGCAUUAACCAUGCAUGGUGAAUCCCUAACAC